Messenger RNA from Miniopterus natalensis, 1585 nucleotides. It is a transcript of the gene NEU1, whose product is annotated as neuraminidase 1. The record is from RefSeq and is a predicted model, not a curated record. Gene Ontology annotation, molecular function: exo-alpha-sialidase activity. Gene Ontology annotation, biological process: oligosaccharide catabolic process; ganglioside catabolic process. NCBI's taxonomy places the organism in Eukaryota, Metazoa, Chordata, Mammalia, Chiroptera, Miniopteridae. Gene Ontology annotation, cellular component: membrane; cytoplasm; intracellular membrane-bounded organelle.
AAAUGACAGCGGAGCGACCUGGGACGGGGCUCCCGGGAGGACCUGAGGGGCCGCGGAUGCUGGGGUUCCGGGGAGUCUCUGGGGUUCAGUUUGCCGCAGUCUUCCCGCUGCUGUUGUCUGCGGCAGUAACCGGGGCUGGGGCUGAGAAUGACUUCAGCCUGGUUCAGCCGCUGGUGACCAUGGAGCAGCUGCUGUGGCUGAGCGGCAGGCAGAUCGGCUCUGUGGACACCUUCCGCAUCCCGCUGAUCACAGCCACUCCUCGGGGCACCCUUCUUGCCUUCGCCGAGGCCAGGAAAAUGUCCACCUCGGAUGAGGGGGCUAAGUUCAUCGCUCUGCGGAGGUCCUUAGACCAAGGCAGCACAUGGUCUCCGACAGCAUUCAUUGUGGAUGAUGGGGAGACUCCAGAUGGGCUGAACCUGGGGGCAGUGGUGAGCGAUACUGAGACGGGGGUGGUGUUCCUUUUCUACCCCCUCUGUGCUCACAAGGCUGGCUGCCAGGUGGCCUCCACCAUGUUGGUGUGGAGCAAGGAUGACGGUGUCUCCUGGAGCCCACCCCGGAACCUCUCCAUGGAUAUCGGCACCGAGAUGUUUGCCCCUGGACCGGGCUCUGGCAUUCAGAAACAGCGGGAGCCACGAAAGGGUCGGCUCAUCGUGUGUGGCCACGGGACGCUGGAACGGGACGGGGUCUUCUGCCUCCUCAGCGAUGACCACGGCGCCUCCUGGCGCUAUGGUAGUGGGGUCAGCGGCAUCCCCUACGGCCAGCCCAAGCGGGAAAAUGAUUUCAACCCUGAUGAGUGCCAGCCGUAUGAGCUCCCAGAUGGCUCAGUUGUCAUCAAUGCCCGGAACCAGAACAACUACCACUGCCGCUGCCGAAUCGUCCUCCGCAGCUACGACGCCUGUGAUACACUGAGGCCCCGGGACGUGACCUUCGACCCUGAGCUCGUGGACCCUGUGGUUGCAGCAGGAGCUGUAGCCACCAGCACCGGCAUUGUCUUCUUCUCCAACCCAGCCCAUCCAGAGUUCCGAGUGAACUUGACCCUGCGCUGGAGCUUCAGCAAUGGCACCUCCUGGAGGAAAGAGACGGUCCAGCUCUGGCCAGGGCCCAGUGGCUACUCAUCGCUGGCAGCCCUGGAGGGCACUGUGGGUGGGGAGGACCAGGCCCCCCAGCUCUUCAUCCUGUAUGAGAAAGGCCGGAAUUACUACACAGAGAGCAUCUCCCUGGCUAAAGUCAGCGUGUAUGGGACACUCUGAACUGUACGCCUGCCACAGGGGUGGAAGCCCAAACUCAGCCUUCAGGACCAAGGGCCUGCAGAGGGUCUGCUGGGCAUGCCCAAAAGACAGUUCCACCUUCCUUUAGACUCUAGCCUUUUGCAAAAUCAACUUUUGACAGGGAAAUUACUUCGUUAGAACUGAAAACCUGGCUUCUCCUGCACAGGAAGUCCUGCCCCACCUGGGAGCUCUUCCUUCCCAUGUCCAGGUUGCUGGGCCUGGCCCCCACCUUUCUGCCCUCCCAGGACAUUGAUUGGUCCAUUUCUUGGGCCUAUAGAAUUGAAUAAAUGUGAACUCAGGGAACUGAGGAAGGCUGA